Messenger RNA from Loxodonta africana (African savanna elephant), 944 nucleotides. Its product is annotated as olfactory receptor 4L1-like. The record is from RefSeq and is a predicted model, not a curated record. The transcript has a single exon. Lineage: Eukaryota; Metazoa; Chordata; Mammalia; Proboscidea; Elephantidae. Gene Ontology annotation, cellular component: plasma membrane. Bases 1 to 933 code for a protein of 310 amino acids. Gene Ontology annotation, molecular function: G protein-coupled receptor activity; olfactory receptor activity. Gene Ontology annotation, biological process: G protein-coupled receptor signaling pathway.
AUGGAUAUAAGAAAUACCUCGAUGAUAUCUGAGUUUGUUUUAUUAGGACUCACCAGCAUUUGGGAAAUUGAAAUUUUAUUUUUUUUCAUAUUUUUGUUGAGCUAUGGAGCAAUUGUGGCAGGAAACCUUCUCAUUGUAGUCACUGUAAUCUUUGACUUUCACCUGCACUCUACACCUAUGUAUUUCCUCCUUGGAAAUCUCUCCUUUCUUGAUAUGACUUUUUCAACAAUCUCAACCCCUAAGAUGGUCACAGAUUUCCUCAGAGAGAAGAAAACAAUUUCUUUGUGUGGCUGCAUGGUUCAAAUGUUCCUCCUCCACUUCUUAGGAGGCAGUGAGAUGACUCUUCUCAUAGUUAUGGCUGUUGAUCGGUACAUUGCAAUAUGCAAGCCUCUUCACUACACAACCAUCAUGAACGGCCGGGUACUUGUGGGUUCUGUGCUGCUGUCCUGGGGUGUUGGUUUUGUGCACACUAUGAGCCAGAUGGUUUUUACCAUCGCCUUACCUUUCUGCGGCCCCAAUGUGGUGGACAAUAUUUUUUGUGACCUUCCUCUAGUUCUAAAACUUGCCUGUACUGAGACCUAUGUUCUGGAGUUACUGGUAAUUGCUGACAGUGGACUGUUGUCUUUCAUCUGCUUUGUCCUCUUGAUUAUUUCCUACACUGUCAUUCUGGUGACUGUCCAACGCCAGUCUCCUGGUGGACUCUCCAAGGCUCUGUCCACACUGUCUGCUCAUAUCACUGUAGUCACUCUGUUCUUUGGGCCAUGUAUCUUCAUUUAUGCUUGGCCAUUUAGUAACUUAUCAGUGGAUAAAUUUCUUUCAGUAUUUUAUUCAGUCAUCACACCCUUACUGAACCCCAUUAUUUAUACUUUAAGGAAUCAGGAGAUGAAAGCAGCCAUUAGUAGACUCAGGACUCAGUGUGUCAGCUCCAAAUAGAACUUAUAGAC